AGUUCCAUUGUAUACUUCAACCUGCACAUAACUUGUAACUGAACAGUAAUAUGAUGAACAUAAUACAAUAUUUAUUUGUGUUAAUUUUAAUACUUCAAGCAGUAUUUGGAUUAACAACAGAUGCACAACAUUGCUUCGAUGUUCUAGAUAAAUUGCCUAAAAAAGAAAUUGAACAUAUUUAUUAUAUGAAUUUCAAAGAUAUCGCUCAUACCCAACCGGCCACUGACAUCUUGAGUUGUUAUUUACGAAAAUCACAUCAUGGAGAUAAAACACCAACUGAACAAUAUUUUGAUGUCUACAUAAAAUGUGAUAAAUUUACAGGAAGCAACAUUGAACACUUUGAUUAUCAUGAAUUAGAAGAACUGGUGUCAUUAGGUCUUCCCUAUGACUUGGAAAAAUAUUUACUUAAAAUAUUGAAAACGGGUAAUAAAAUGGAGCUGGAACAAGGAAUACUUUAUGUACAGGAUGUAAUGAGUAAAGACAUAGAACUCAGCCGUUACUAUAAAGAAUAUAAAUAUUAUAUUUUGAAGAAAUAUAAACCAAAGAUUGACCCAAUUCAUGCGAAAUCAAAGACGAAUUUUGUAGAUCUAGAAGAAGCUGUGUAUUUUAUUUUUAAAACUAUAUGGGGAUAAAGCAGAUGCUAAAAGGAAAUGUUAAGAAACAUCAUAUAUUUGCAAGUGAUUCUAAUGAUUAUUGAAUUAUGAGAUAAUGGAUAGUGUUUUGGACCCGGAUUAUAUUAAAUACUUUUAUACUGUACGUUUAAUAAAAACUAAACUGAGCAGA
Messenger RNA from Lucilia cuprina (Australian sheep blowfly), 783 nucleotides. RefSeq lists its product as uncharacterized. The transcript is spliced from 2 exons. Bases 51 to 632 code for a protein of 193 amino acids. The record is from RefSeq and is a predicted model, not a curated record. NCBI's taxonomy places the organism in Eukaryota, Metazoa, Arthropoda, Insecta, Diptera, Calliphoridae.